UUUUACCACGUACUAAUCUGACUUAUCGCAAAAGUGAUCUGUGGUGUCAUUCUGACGGUUCUGACGAUUCUGAUUUGGUGAAAGGUUGAAAGCGUAAAGAGGGUGUUAUGGUUAGUUGAUUUAAUUUAAUAAAUUUUACCAUCUACAAAACAUGGAGGGUUCACGGACUCUGGAAGAAGAAAUAGUACAAGAGCAUGGAUUGUUCUUUUCCAUAUUAUUUAUAUUUUGUGUGUUCUUCGGUAUUUUUGCCGGCUUUUUCGUUAGCUGGUUCAAUCUGAUAUACAUAGCAUUGCAUAAGAUAGAUCAGAACAGCAAAAAACAUGGUGGAGAACUUGUGGCUGAAGUCCUACAGAGCCAUGGAGUGAAGUUUAUGUUUACACUUGUUGGUGGGCACAUUUCACCCAUACUUGUUGCUGCAGAGGCAGUAGGGAUUCAGAUUGUGGACACAAGACAUGAGGUAACAGCUGUAUUUGCAGCAGAUGCUGUUGCAAGAUUGUCUGGAACAAUUGGUGUGGCUGCAGUAACAGCUGGACCAGGUCUGACAAACACAGUUACUGCAGUGAAGAAUGCACAGCUUGCUGAGUCGCCAGUAUUGUUGAUAGGUGGUGCUGCAGCUGGAAUGCUUAAGGGUAGAGGUGCUUUACAGGAUAUCGAUCAGAUGUCACUGUUCCGCACAGUCUGUAAAUAUUGUGUUUCUGUUACUUCUGUUCGAGAUAUUGUGCCGUCUCUAAAAUAUGCUAUACAGGAGGCACAGUCAGGUACACCAGGUCCUGUGUUUGUGGAAUUUCCUAUUGAUGUACUCUAUCCAUGUUCACUUGUGAAACAGGAGGUUCUUGGUUCCAGAAAGAGUACUGGUUUGAGAGCACGACUAGUAUCAUGGUAUCUGAAAAACUAUGUGGAUAACUUAUUUGCUGGAGCAUGGGAACCACGAGACGUAACGCCACUUCCUCCAAUAAUUCAUCGGGCUACAGAAAAAGAGAUUCAAAAGAGCGCUGAAUUACUUUCUCGAGCAAAGCGUCCAUUGCUGUUACUUGGAAGUCAGGCAACUUUGCCACCAACUCCCAUCCACACAGUCCGCAGAAGUGUGGAGGCCCUUGGUGUACCAUGUUUUCUUGGUGGUAUGUCUCGAGGCCUACUGGGGAAGAACAGUCAGCUGCAGAUGAGGCAUCAGCGGAAAGAAGCUCUGAAAGAGGCUGAUUUAGUGAUUCUGGCAGGCACAGUUUGUGACUUCCGUCUCUCGUAUGGGCGUGUUCUACCACGAGGUGUUCCAGUGAUAGCAGUGAAUAGGGAUAAGGACCAGCUGUACAGGAACUCUGAUAUGUUCUGGAAACCCUCAUUGGCGGUAUGUGCAGAUGUAGGCUCAUUCCUGCAAGAAUUGUCCUUGUUCCUUGUGGACUAUAAAUGUUCCUCUGAAUGGCUUCAACAACUUCAAGACAGGGAUGCAAAGAAAGAAGAACAGCAUCAUAAGAUGUCUUUAGAACCAGCUGAAAAGUAUUUGAAUCCAUUGAAGGUGCUAUUUGAAGUGGAGAAGAUUUUGCCUGACAAUGCUAUAUUGGUAGUUGAUGGGGGAGACUUUGUUGGAACUGCAGCUUACAUCUUAAGACCUCGUGGGCCAUUGAGCUGGCUGGAUCCUGGUGCAUUUGGAACUCUUGGUGUUGGUGGUGGUUUUGCAUUAGGUGCAAAGUUAUGUCGACCAGAUGCAGAAGUGUGGAUCCUGUAUGGCGAUGGAUCAUGUGGAUUCAGUGUGGCUGAAAUUGAUACUAUGACCCGACACAAAGUGCCCAUCAUUGCCUUGGUUGGUAAUGAUGCAGCAUGGACACAAAUUGCCCGUGAACAGGUGCCUUUUUUUGGAAGCAGUGUGGCCUGCAAACUUGCUUAUACUGACUACCAGGAAGUAUCCAAAGGAUAUGGAGGGAAAGGUUUUUUAGUAUCAGAGGAUUCAGCUGACUUAAGUUCCAUUCUGAAGGCUGCUCAGUCAUUGUGUAGGGAGGGACACACUGUAUUGAUCAAUACAUUGAUUGGGAGCAGCAAAUUCCGAGAAGGCAGCAUAUCUGUGUAACUGGGAGUGUUGUAGAUUUUUGGUACACAAUUUUUGUCCAUGUUGCCAGAAAGUGUCAAAUACAGAGCUACAGGAAUUUGGAAUCACUGUGGCUGAGUUUUAAGAAUCUGUCAUGUUGUGGCACUUCUUGUAUUUAAUGAGAUAAGCAAUUAUAAUAUAAUUUUAUUUUUGUGAACA
This is a messenger RNA of Cryptotermes secundus, 2236 nucleotides long. RefSeq names its product acetolactate synthase-like protein. Gene Ontology annotation, molecular function: flavin adenine dinucleotide binding; magnesium ion binding; acetolactate synthase activity. Lineage: Eukaryota; Metazoa; Arthropoda; Insecta; Blattodea; Kalotermitidae. Bases 152 to 2059 code for a protein of 635 amino acids. Gene Ontology annotation, cellular component: acetolactate synthase complex. The transcript is spliced from 11 exons. The record is from RefSeq and is a predicted model, not a curated record. Gene Ontology annotation, biological process: L-valine biosynthetic process.